CGAGAAUGUUAUGUUUGUAAACAAUAUGGGAGAACAGUUUUAUAAUCAAGCUGAUGAAUACUUAUUUUUGAAAUCAUGAACGAUCAUCCUGUUAUAAAAUUACUUGGGGAUACAUUAUUAACACAAAGUGGCUCCAUACAUACGAAUACAAUUAUUGAAGAAGGAAAAUAUCUAGGAUUAUAUUAUUCGGCACAAUGGUGCCCUUCUUGUAUUGCAUUUACACCAGAACUGAUACAAUUUUAUAAGCAGUUUAAUAACUCAAACCGAAAAGAAAAAUUUGAAAUCAUUUAUAUAAGUUCUGAUUAUGGCGAAAAACAAUUUAAUGAACAGUUUUCCGCCAUGCCAUGGCUUGCACUGCCUUUUGCUGACAGAAAUCGUCAGAUGGAACUUGCAAGACAUUUUCGUGUCCAGAGUAUACCAGCUUUAGUAAUUAUCGAUUCACAAUCUGCAGAGUUAAUAACUUCAUGUGGUCGGGGCUGUGUUGUGGAUGAUCCAGUUGGCUUAUGCUUUCCAUGGCCUAUGAGAGACCCAACUGAAGUUCUGAAAGAGACCACCUUUAUUUCUCCUAGAGGGGACAAAGUGUCUUAUGAAUCCAUUUCAUCUCACAUUAAAGGCCUUUAUUUUUCUGCUCACUGGUGUCCACCAUGUAAAGCAUUUACUCCCUUAUUGAUCAAACUUUAUAAAAAGGUGCAAAAAUCAGGAAAAAAAUUUGAAAUUAUAUUUAUUAGCUCUGAUCGUAGUGAAGAAUCAUUUGUAAAAUAUUUUUCUACCAUGCCUUGGCUAGCAGUGCCUUAUUCAGAGGAGAAAACAAGAAAAAGCCUACCUCAUUUAUAUGGUGUUGGAGGUAUACCUUGCUUGAUAAUUUUAGAUGAAAACAACUCUGUUAUCACUAAAGAAGGUAGAAUGGAAGUAAAUGAAGAUCCAGAGGGUGAAGAAUUUCCUUGGCGACCAAAACUUGUUGAUGAACUUGGCUCUAAACAUAUUUCAAAGCUGAAUGAAGAACCUUGUUUAAUUUAUUUCACAAUUUGUGAAGAUAAGGAACUAGAAUUAGCACACUAUGCUCUUCUGCCUGUUGCCGAAGAAUACCAAGCAAGAAUAAAACGAGCAUCAGCCGAAGAAACAAAAAUUCCUAAGUUAAACUUUUUUUAUGCUGGAGAUGCGGACAUUUGUGAUUCAGUGCGGGACAUCAUUGGGUUUGGAGAUCAUUUUCCUUUGUUAGUUAUUCUGGAUAUACCAAAUGGAAAGAAAUACAUUCAUGAGCGAACUGAAAAUAUAACCUCUGAUAUGAUAGGAAAAUUUGUCCGUGAUUAUCUAUCUCAGAAAUUAAAGCCCAUUACUAUUGAGGAUUGAAAUUUUUAUCAAAAUUUAACGCAUUGCAUUUAGUUUGUAUUUGGGCAUUGUAUUUAUAUAAAAUAUCAGUUUAGAUAUACAUAUGAAGCAUGCAAUAUUAAGAUGUUCGUUAAAUGUGAUCAAAACAUUUGUUUCUUAUCAUCGGGUUAUAAUUUUCAUUUUUAUGACAGAAUCUUUAUAGUUUGAAUUAGAAGGGAAGAGCCAAAUUGUGUAAAAUUAUGCAGUUAGAAACCAUCAAAAUUAUAGUUUUGAGAUACAAUCUAUGCAUUAGUAGAAUGGUAAACUCAUAGUAAUUUGUUAGGUAUCAAAUCAAUACAUUAUCAAAUUAAUGUCAUAUUAUGGUAAAAAGUGUUACAUGUGGGAAGCAUAUUUAAAAUGACUUAUUUAAUAGCAAGAUCUACAUUUAUUGCACAAAAAUAUUACCAAUUAUAAAAGUUAUACAGAAUGUUAUAUAUAAUAAAUCAUUAUAGUAAAAUUUAAAAUUUAAGUGACCAACUAUUGUUUACAUUGUGCCGAGAUUACUGAUGUUUGUAUAUAGUUACUUAUUUUUCCUUUAACGCUACGAAAAAUACUACUUGUCCUAUUAGUAAAAAUGCCAGACUAUUGAAUAGUUAACUAGUGAAAUACUUGAUAAUAGAGUAAUUUGUUAUAUGUUUUACAUAUUGUGAAGUUUGCUCAAAUUUUUAUAAAAAAUUACCUACAUUCAGAUAGUUUACAAUAGUGAAUUCAAAAUUGAUAGAUGGUUUCUAAUUGCAUAAAUAUGACCACUUAUUUAAACUAUUCAUGUUUCAGUAUACAAAUAUGUUUGGGAUCCAAAAUUGAACAGAUGCAAAUUGGAAAUAUUUUUGACUUGCAAAUUAUUGAGGUUUUAUUGACAAUGGUCUGAAAGAAAGUAAACAUUUUAAUUCUGUAUCUGGAAUGGUUAAUGUGAUAGUUAUUUAGCAAUAAUAUUUAAACUAUUUUGAAAUGUUUUGUUCCUGCUUCUAGUCUGCAACUUUUUUCUUGAAUUUUUUAAAGCUUUUUUUUUUUUAAAAUUUUUAUUUGUACAUGAAAUUUUUUCAUAUUCUGUAUUUAUUUUUAUAUGUAAUUAUUUUAUACAUUAGACUUCAGUGAAGUCACUGUUAUGAUUGUCAUGACUGAUUUUACCAAUCUUGAUCUCUUUAUAUCGAUUAUUUAUGCCACUCUUUUUAAUAUUUAUAUAUAUUUGUUGAAUUCGUCCUUCUAGUCAUGAUUUUAUAUUGCUUAAAUUUGUGUUUGUUCUUUUUGCUUACGCAAUAUUUUGUUUAUGUAUGCAUUAUAAAUGCAUUUCGGAGAUAAUGUUUCUUAAUUGUGUUUAUUUAAGUUAGAUUUUAAUGCAGUGUAUUGAAAGAUUAAUAUUAUGUUACAAAUUAAUAUACUGUUGCUUUGUUGAUUGACUUAGUAAGAUUAAAUAAUCAAAAAUUUUAUUUUUUAACAAAAACGGCUUUGGCUAUCAUAAAAAAUCUGACAAUCUCCAUUUAUAUUCAAUAUCAUGUAGUUUUUAAUCUCAUGUAUAUAAGAAAUUAAUAAUGUAUCCAUAUCUACUGCAUAAAUGAAAAAGGGCUGAUUAUUUAAACUGAAAGAAGUAAUGUAGCUGCAAAACUGAAAUGUAAAAAUGUGGAGAUAUACUCCCAAAAUAUGAAAUAUGAACUAGUAGUUAAUAUUUAUAUAUUUAUACAAGUCACAUGAACCAUAGUUGAUAUUUAUUAUAGAAAUUCAUAAAGAAAAAUAUAUGAAAUACAAGAAUUGCUAUCAUCAGCAUUAAACCUGAAGUUAAAAGUACCUUUUGAAGCACUGUUUUACAUUUAGUCUAAUGAUGUGAAGUUAAAUAUUAUUAAAUAACAAUUUUGAAAAUAUUAGAAAAUUAUCAAAUGUUCUAAUAUUUUCUGUUAUUUAUAUUUAUAAAAAUUACUCAUUACUUAACCAUCCAUUUGAUUACCCUGCUAUUUAAUGAAUAAUUAGCCUAUUUUCUGCUCCAUCCCUCGAUUUUCAUAGAUUAAACUUGUUCAUCAUUUAUUUUUGCAGAUUUGACUUGUAUCAUAUUGUUAUCAAGUAGCACAUAAUAAUAAUGCACUUCAUUUAUGAAAUAUCUGUACUUAUUUGUAAACUGUACAUUUAAAUGGUGAUUUUAAAAAUGUCAGAAGGUUAAUUAAUAUAUAAUUCAUUUACUAUUUAAUCAUAUUCUUUGACAAAAUAUAUUUUGCAAGCUGUGAAAAAAUAUGGUAUUUUUUCUUUUCAUCUUUUUUUAUUUUUUAAAAUGAGAUCUG
Molecule: messenger RNA, 3635 nt
Organism: Argiope bruennichi
Lineage: Eukaryota; Metazoa; Arthropoda; Arachnida; Araneae; Araneidae
Product: nucleoredoxin-like
Exons: 7
Coding region: 76-1350 (424 amino acids)
Source: RefSeq, a predicted model, not a curated record